This is a messenger RNA of Geodia barretti, 726 nucleotides long. Lineage: Eukaryota; Metazoa; Porifera; Demospongiae; Tetractinellida; Geodiidae. The record is from the annotation of a GenBank genome assembly.
AUGGUUGCCAAAGCUAAAGAGUGGAUGGAAGUGAAUGAAUUUGACUUCAUUAUCACGGGCGAGGUUCUCGGACAGCGACCGAUGUCGCAGCGGCGAAGCACUUUUCCGGUCGUGGCACGAGAAUCGGGAGCCUUUGAUAGACUGCUUCGCCCGUUAAGCGCAAAGCUACUAUCGCCAACUUUGCCGGAGCGGGCCGGAUGGAUAGAGCGAGACAAGCUCUACGAAAUCUCCGGACGGAGCCGCAAAAAACAGAUGGAACUCGCCGAGCAGUUUGGCAUCAGCGAAUACUCGCAACCUGCCGGCGGAUGCUGUUUUCUAACCGACGAAUCGUAUUCACGAAAACUGCAGGAUUUUUGGGAUCACCGAAGCGAUAGAAACUAUGAACUCGACGACAUCAUGCUUCUCAAGGUCGGACGGCACCUGCGCCCCAAGACCGACUGGAAGCUCAUCAUCGCCAGAGAUUCGGGUGAAACCCAGUAUCUGAAUGGCUACCGUUCCAAGUUCGCGCAUUUUACAAUUACGAGUCAUUCCGGCCCGAUGACUCUCGUCGAUGGACAAAUUCCCGAUGAAGAUGUGGAAAUGGCAGCCCAGCUGAUUGCCCGAUUCGGCAGCUCGAGAAAUGCCGACCGGGUAAUGGUUCAAUUUACCGACCUGGAGGGCAACGAACGCAUGCUGACUGUCUCUCCUAUGAAACCAGCAGAGAUUCCGCAGCCAUGGUACGUGUAG